AUGGUUCGAUGCAGUGGGCGGGGGGAUUGGAGGGAUAAUUGGCCUGGGUGGGAUGGGUACAGUUACAGCUGGAGGUAUGCUAGGGGUGACUUUUGGGGAGGUGAGCUUCAGCGUUAUCUCACAUCGUCGGACUCUACGAAAUAUGAUAUCAUACCCGGCGGUUUCAAAGAAGGUGAAAUAAGAAACGGAUAUUACGAUGAUUCUGGUUACUACCAGGCCAGUUCCAUGGUAGGCGACAUUAAAAGAAUCAUAAACAAGUAUUCUAAAAAUCAUAAUUUUUUCCGCGACGUGUUCGUCACUUCCGCUAUUGCCUCUACCGGCUUGGAGCAUGUAAACACGGCGAACGCUGUUGGUUUGGUGGGCGUGUUUUGCGAGAUUGUGAAUGAGGAGGCAAAGAAAGAUAAAGAAGGCGGAGAGUUAAUUAAGCAACUGAAUGACGACUUGAACAAACAAGAAGAAUUUCAAGGGAGAUCCAUAAAUUGGGGUGAAUUGAAAAAGCAUUGCGCCAGACUUAAAAAUUCCCUAAUAGACAAAUUGUUCAACGAUCGAUACUUUAACCACACUGGCCAAUCUCCGGGCAUGCAAAUGCUCAGCGCCGAAGCAUUUGCAAGACACACGGCGCAGUGGUUCAGGAAUAACUUGUUGACAGUGCGGCAGAACUUGAGGAAAAGUUACCGUUUUGAUUACACUUCCAGAGCGGUCUCACUGAAUUAUCUUGCCACAAAAUUUAUCUUCCCCCACGGGUUCAUAUUUGGUAAACCAAAAUAUGGAACGCUGGGGGACGAUCGGCAUACUUUGAAGAAGGAUUGGCCUAAAUUCAUUGAAGAGCUUAAGAAAGACGGCACCGGCCUAAAAAAGCUUACAAGAAUUCUGAAAGGUGAGACGUCUCAAACGCAAGGCCCCGGAGGGUCUUUUGUCGCAGAUGACGAUAAAUCAGAAGACGACGAUUCAGAAGAGGCAACAAAGCCUGUUAUCACAAAAGCCGAGGCGAAGAAGCCUGUGGCUGCAAGGCCAGAGUCUCCAAAGACAACUGUACUUAUCUCAACACCUCCGAUCACUGUGCCAAAAACAGUUGAAGUUCCGCCUGCCAAGGUCCCCGAAGCCCCCAAGGAAGUUGUGCCGGAGAAGAAAGUUCCGGUCACACCACCUAAAAAGCCUGAGGCCCCGCCUGCGAAAGUUCCUGAAGUACCUAAGAAGCCUGUGCCCGAAAAAAAGCCUCCGGUCAUACCUACAAAAACUGACAGCGCAAGGCCAGUUGCCACUAAAACAGAGGCCACUAAACCUGUGGCCACUAAAGUCGAAGCAACCAAAACUGAGGCCGCAAAACCUGUGGUCACCAAGGCCGAGGCGGCGAAGCCGACUGCCAGUAAACCUGAGGGUGCACAGAACCAAGGCAAGAAAGCGGAGGGAACUCCAAAUCAGAAUAACGGUCAAAGUGAAGAAGAGUCUCCACCUUCAUCUCCGACUCCCGGUGAUACUGGUCCACCAGGGCCUGCUGGGCAAGCACCUACGGUGUCUUCUUCGGCUCCAAGUUCACCAGUUAGAAAUGCUGAUCAGCCACAACCUCCAGCUCCACUCCCACCGCCACCAGUUCCUCCCCCUCCAACUGCUCCACCUCCCCGUCCAAGCUCUCCCCCCAGUACUGCUGCAACCCCUGGCUCCCCGGGUCAGGAUUCAGCGGCCGAUGAUGCUCUAGGUUCAAAGCCUACUCCCCCUCAAGUCACUGUGCUUAAUCAGCCUCCGAGUGCUUCAGGUUCAAGCUCUGGGUAUAGUGGUGGAUCUGGCGAUUGUAACGGCUUGCCUAAGGAUACGAUCCAGGAUGGACACACUACUGCCACCUCGCAUGUGACAUCUCUGGGCGCCACGCCCUCCGGUGGUAGGGACCCUGGCUCUGUUUCUCAAGCUCCGACAGGCCAGAGGACACAAGAUGUUCCACAUGCCGUUCAAACCUCGCAUACCGAUCAUGGAGCCAUUCAAGUUGGAGGCGCUAGUCAGAACUCUCCUUCCCUGGUUUCUAUUCCAGUUCCAGGUGGAGGUAUAGGAGAUGGUGAUGUGGGUGAUGGUAACGUUACGGGCAGUGAUAUUCAGGAUAGGUCCGCCGCCAAACAAAAUGUUCGUCCAUGCGAUAUUCAUUUCUUGAUGCACAAUCACCAUCAUGGCAAGGAGGUAACCUGUAAUGAAACAUAUAAAACGUCUACUUGGAAGCUGAGUAGCCAAAAGACUCUCCAGACGCUUUGGGAUGAAAAUGCGGAAAAAGGGAGCGAAAAACGUAAAAUAUUGCACCACCCUUAUUUGUCCAUACAUUCAAAUUCGAGUCUAACUAGUAACCCAGGGCGAUAUGUUCCCCCUACCAAUACCAUUCUUGAUCGGUUUGAGUCUUUCCUACGUAGGGGCGUUGGUGUUAUUAGUGGCAAGCAAACUUACCUUCCACCUCCAAGAAUACCGUUUUACCCAGCUUAUAGACACCGCUUCCCUCUAAUUGGCUAUGAGGGGCCUGAUAUAUUGAACCAAGAAAACCCGGACGACGAAUGGAGGAAAAAACAAAUUCGGCUUCAGCUAAAAGAAUUUCGAGAUAAGAAUGAUGAAAUACUGAAUCGUCUCGAAAUGAAAGUCAUUAAACCUCCUCCCAUCACGCUGCCGGACGCCGGUGUUGUGGUAGGUCACCCGCUGAAUCAGCCAAAAACCACGAAGCACACCACGCCUUUGCCACCUCUACAACAACUUGUUAGUAAGUUUCUACCAGAAUAUAGUCCCUAUUCUAUUCUGGUUUCCCGUGAAGACAUCUACCCGUCCGACCCGCCUAUAAAUCUUAAAAUAGAAAAGCCAAACGCCCCGGAAGGACAACACACGACGGAAGUGUCAAAUUCUGAAUCGAUUCACGGCGCUCUGAUGGAACCUGGACGUCCGAUUAAGGCGUUUCUCGGUAAGUCACCGAAUUCGUAUGAAGAAGCUGCGGGGAUACAAAAGUUCGAUGAACGGGGUUAUGAGGAUUAUGCGACUUACUACAGCCUUAAUGUCAUGCCAAACAUUCACGUCUGUCGUGACCCCUGGCACGUUGAUCUAUCCUCCCCUGAUCCUACCUCUCCAUCACCCUCCCCUGCCCCAGACUCGAGCAAUUUGCCUCCUCCCACUACCGUCCGCGGGAUACUCUUCUGGCUUGUCGGCCUCCUCGAAUAUGGAUAUGUCAAGCGUAUUGAGAAGCAUGUUGAAGGUAUAUUUGAAUAUAUUGAUAAAGAUGCUGGCUUUCCGUACAAGCCUCAUGAUGUCACCGUGCCACGUGCACCCAUGGCCUCUUCCCUUGUCGCUCAGACCCUGAACGAAGCUUGUCACUAUGCAGCCAGUGUUCUUUACAAAAUAAAGAAUAAAGACAUUUCGGAGGCUAUUAAAGAUUUUGAUUUCAAAUCGGAAUAUCGGAAGUUGUAUUACUCUUCCGAUCCCGAUUGUCUCCUCUGCCAGCUGCGAGAUUAUGUGUACGCUGCCCAUCACCAAGUGGCGUUCCUCCGUUGGCAGUGUUCUCGGGACCAAUCACAUGGUGGUUGGAAGGAUUGUAAUUACGGCCUUUAUGUGAAUGUUUCCGACUCCCCCCUCCAGGCUUUUCUUACUGACAGGUGGGACUGCGGCUUCGACACUUCUUUCUUCGACCCGUGCAACAUCUGCCUCCAAAGUCGUGUCAGGAUGGGAUUCAGAGACGAUCAUUUUUAUAAAGAAAAGCAACAAGGCAGUGUCCUUUACUACAUCCUCUCUCCCCUGUGUGACCCCGACGACCCUUUGUUGACAUUGUCAUCCUACCUUUUCUGCCUCACCAGAAGAACGCCGCGCACCACCGGGGAGCUCGUUUCUUUCUUCCACAAUUUUGGCAACGCACUUCACGACUAUGAUUCUGAGCUAUUGUCCGACCUGGGAUACUCCUUCAUUGAGCAUCCUGUAGACUAUUUCUUUUGGGCUCAUAUCAAGGAAUCCGACCUUGACGCCGUACGGGAGCUCCGGGGUUGUAACCGUACUGUCGAGUGCCAUGACCAUUACAUGACACUGUCUACUCUAAUUGGCUGUAACCUUUAUCCGGUUCCCUGCCCGCAACAUCUCUUGCCCAUCACCUACCAGGCAUACGCCCUGUAUUCACCGAGCUUUGCACAGACCUACCUCAGCUGGACGGUAUACUUACCUGACAGACUACACGAAUCACUGAAGAGGCUGAGUAUAAAUCUCAAGAUGCAUGAUCUUACCAAAUGCAAAUCACUGUACAAGUGUCCAAAGGCCAUGUGCAUUCUCUACUUUCACGGCUUUGCGGCACCGGAUGAUCCAUUAACGUCCCAAGUCGCCUGUUCGGAUGUCAUCGCCAAGUUGGAUGCUGUGAUAGAAGGCACGCCUAUAACUACGGUUUUGACUCGUGUGGACGAUUUCCUCUACAGAGUCCGGAAGCCUUUCAUCACUCUUGUGUUUACAUUGUGGUCCCUCGCAAUCACGUUGCUCGCCAACACAGUGCUCUACCGCAUGGACGUCCUCCACAUCCGCUCCCACCUCCUCACCACCAGGGCCUCACACCUCAUCGACGUCAAGGCUUUGCUCUCCACCAGCAGGAGAAUGCUCUCACUCUACAAGGACGUCGACUACUUCGACGAUGACUUUGGCACGUGA
Messenger RNA from Babesia ovata, 4635 nucleotides. RefSeq names its product ribosome binding protein, putative. The record is from RefSeq and is a predicted model, not a curated record. NCBI's taxonomy places the organism in Eukaryota, Apicomplexa, Aconoidasida, Piroplasmida, Babesiidae. The coding region runs from base 1 to 4635 and encodes 1544 amino acids. The transcript has a single exon.